ACCACAAACAGUGUUUGCUUCAGGCUGACUUCCCUUCCUGUGUUUGUUCCUCUCUGCCCUCUCCAACAGCAGGAGGCAAUGGCUACAGAGGGUGCUUCCUCAGAGAUCAUAGAAAAACAACGAACAAAGUUGCUCAAUGUCCUCCAACAAGAUCCUGACUCUAUCUUGGACACGUUAACCUCUCGGAGACUGAUUUCUGAAGAGGAGUAUGAGACUCUAGAGGAAAUUACAGAUCCCCUGAAGAAAAGUCGGAAGCUGUUAAUUUUGAUACAGAAGAAAGGAGAGGCCAGCUGCUGCUGUUUCCUCAAGUGUCUGUCUAAUGCCUUUCCAGCGUCAGCUUCCACCUUGGGCUUAAAGCACGAAGUUCCAUGGCUGGGGACUAAAGAGACUGUGGGGGUGAGCAGGGAUUCAGAAGAUCCCUUUUGUCUUGGGACGAUAACCCCGGAGAAUGCCGAGAUAGCAGAGCUCUCAGAAGAGAAAGAAAGUCUCGGUCUCCGAGCUCCGGAGUUCUUCACCCACAAGGAAAGUGACCACGGGGAACCGGCAGUAUCCUCUUGGGAGACCAAGGAAGGGUGUGGUACACCGCAAGUCACUACUUCACGUUCAGUCAAACGAGUUGAGUAUGAAGUUCCGUCGAGCAUCACCUUCUUAAGAGAUGGGCAGAGAUACGAGGAGCCAGAUGAUUCGCUCUACUUAGAAGAAGGGGAACAUCAAGAAUACCUUGGGUACCCUGAAGAUGAGACUGUUUUGGAGGAAGGGGCCGGCGAUGACCCACAGUGCUUUGUAUAUGAUAAUGAAGAGGAAUAUGAAGAGAAUGAAGAAACCAUGGGAUUCCCCGAUGAAGACAGUAACUGCGACCACGCUUCAGAGACCAGCGUCUCAUUGGAAGAGGAGGAGAAAAUCGCUGAAGAAAGAAAGAGAGUGUUUCAACAUGUCCUGUCCUGUCUGAACAUGGAUAGAAGCAGAAAACUUCUCCCAGAUUUUGUGAAGCAGUUUUCCAUAGACCGAGGAUGUGAGUGGACGCCCGAGACCCCAGGAGACUUAGCUUGGAAUUUCCUGAUGAAAGUUCAGGCUUUAGACUUGACAGCUAGAGAUUUUAUCCUUAGGCACAAGGUGGUGGAUGAAGAGAACACAGAAGAAUUGCUGGCUGGAAUAGAGAAGUUAGGAAUUGGAGACACACAAACCAUCAAUCCCCUGGAUGUCCUCUGUGCCUGCAUGCUCUGUGCAGACAGCUCUUUGCAACGUGAAGUCAUGUCAAACAUGUACCAGUGCCAGUUUGCUCUUCCCCUGCUACUGCCAGAUCCAGAAAACAACAAAAGCAUCUUAAUGAUGGGGGCUAUGAAGGACUUAAAGCAGCACUCAACGCAGUCCUCAGGAGGGCCCCCCUGGGAAACAGACACGUUUGUGAGUCGCAUGAAGAUGCCUGUCAUCUCUUUUGUGCGGCUAGGACACUGCAGCUUCUCCAAGUCCAGAAUUCUUAACACACUGCUCAGCUCCUCCCAACAGAAACCACACAAAUUUUUUCUCCACCGGGAUCUGUCUGUUCCUGUGCUUCCUCGGCAAAUUUCUGAUGGCCUGGUGGAAGUGACAUGGUGUUUUCCUGACAACAAGGAGCUAAAGGGGAGCCCUCAUGUCUUCCAGAAACCUGUUGCUGUGGCCAACCUUCGUGGAGAUCUAGAAAGCUUUUGGAUCCAAUUUGGUUUUCUGGUGGAAGUUUCCUCUGCGGUGUUCUUUUUCACAGACUGCCUUGGUGAGAAGGAAUGGGACUUGCUAAUGUUUUUAGGAGAAGAUGCCAUUGAAAGAUGUUACUUCAUCCUCGGACCCCAAGCCAAGGAGAGCGAAGAGGCUUACAUUUUCCAAAGGAUCCUAAAACUGAAGCCAUCGCAGCUACUGUUUUGGGAAGUAGAGGAAGCUGGGGAUAGAAGGAAGACUAUGGAGACCCUUCAAACUGCCCUCCAGGAAGUCAUGUCCUCUGCACUCAGAUGUGUGUCCCUUGAAGAUAUGGCCUCUCUGGCAAGGGAGCUGGGGAUUCACGUAGACCAAGACUUUGAAGUGACUCAAGAUACUCAAGUUUCCUCCAGAACAAUUGAAGGUGAGAACCAACAAUCACUUAGUCAGACAAAAAGCCCACCUGAAAGCCAAGCUCAGAAGCCAAUUAGAGAGCCUGGGACCCAAUGUGAGGACAGUCAGAAUGCUCUGAUCUUCCAUCAGACACCAGUAUUCAUGCCUUAUCCAGCACACCCAUGGCCCUUGCCCCUUAAAGCUGGAAGUAACUUUUCCCAUGUUCCCUUGAGAGCCCCCUGGGUUGUAAGCUCCCAAUUUAGAUCACAGCAGAGGGCUAAGUGGUUCUUUCCAUUUCCCCAUCAGAAUACAAGUGUUCACAGCAGAGGUCAAAACUUUGGUAUUAAAUCCUUCCAACCCUGGAGAUUUUAUUCAAGGGGAAGAUUCACAAAAUGCUCAGCAACUCCUCAGCAGUAUCACGUGAAUGGACCAUUUGGGAAAUCACAGAGACAGACUUCUCAUGUCCAGUCCCAUCCUGAGGGCAGGCAGAGAACUCUUCAGAAAUCUGGGACAGUGGUUUCUCGUGUAGGUCACAUGCAUUCUCCUGCCUCACAAGCAAUUAAAGCAGCAGGGAAGCCACAGCCUGAGAAAGCCUGUGCCCAGGGGAUACAGCUGACUAAAGCAGCUGGAAAAUCUAUAAAGAUACCAUCGCAUAUUAAAUAUCCUCACCCUCAGCCCUGCCAGCCAGCAGGAGCUAUUCAAGAAUGGAUAAUACCCAUUUCUCAUCAAGGAGUCCAACAAACAACACAGGGAAGGCCUUCGGAUCUAGCUUUCAAACCAGGGUCUCAAUCUACAUCUGGGAGUAAACUUUCAUCUACCUCCCAGUCCAGCUGCCAUCAAUCCAAAUUCCAGAGCAAACACUUCCAGCCUAAACCCUUUCAGCCUGUGCCUUCUCAGAAAAAAUUGUCUCACACCCAUCCCUCCCAUGCUAAACCCUCUGAUCUGAAUCCCUCUCAUGCAAACCCCACUCAUGUGCGGCCUUCCCAUGCUAAACCCACUCACUCCCAGACCUCCCAAGCUAACUCCCAUCAUCCCCAUCCCUCCCAUGCUAAACCCUCUCAUCAGAAUCCCUCUCAUGCUAACCCCACUCAUGUGCAGCCUUCCCAUGCUAACCCCACUCAUCCACAGCCUUUUCAUGCUAAACCCACGCAUCCACAGUCCUCCCAAGCUAAACCCACUCAUCCACAGUCCUCCCAAGCUAAACCCACUCAUCCACAGUCCUCCCAAGCUAAGCCGUCUCCAUCCCAAUCUACUCAGUUCAAAGCACCUAAACCCCAUCAGUCCCAAUCUAAGUCUUUUCAGCCGAGACCCACUCAACCUAAAUCAUCGCAGACCAAGCCUUCACAGGCCAAGGCCUUCCACCCAAGAACAGGGAGACGUUAAAGAACAUACUCUAGAGAUCUAGGAAGUAUGGUCUUUGCUUAAGUUAUUCUUCUCAUGUAACAUUCUGAAGAAAAGUUUCAGUGAAAGACUAAUAAAAGUAGCAAAACAAAAAAAAUUAUUCAAAGUCUUAAGUACAUAGCAAAGUAAGUGCGGGAAAUAUGAAAGCAGUUAGAAGUAGGAUCUAGCUGGGCAAGGUGGCACCUACAGGGUUUAGCAUGGGAGGGCUGUGUCAUCCCAGCUCGGGAGAAACAGGCAAAUAUCUGUGUGUUUGAGGUCAGUCUGUUCUACAUAACAACGAUACAGCAAGUUCUAGAUCAGGCAGAGUACAUAACGAGACCCUGUCUGGGGACAAAAGGGUUGGAUCUAACAUCAAAGAGAUCAGUCAGUAUUCCAGAAGGCAUCAUUAUUUACACUCAGCGGGUUACCGAAACCAAACCAAAGCAACAACUAACCCUCCAAAGGAGCAGGAAGGAGUGGGUGGGUGUCAGGCUGAGCAGGAAGGGGGAAGAGCUGAGGGCAGAUAUGAUCAUUGUAUACAUGUAUGAAACUGUCAAAUCAUAAAUGCAAGAUGAGAAAAGAAUAGGAUCUAAGGAUACAUGAACUCACUGAGGCCAACCCACACUAUUAGAUGAUUCGGGAUUUGAACCCAGGGAGUGGAGUCUGUCAGAUAGCCAGAUGUGUGAAGAGUGGAGUUACUGUGUAAUUGUAAAGUGAUGAACGUGUGGAGCUCAGUUUAUCUCAGUGUUGAAGAAAAGCUGUUUCAGGGGUGCCGUGGUUUGGGGUUUAUCAUCAGCCACUGAACAGACACUAUGCACCAUUGGUACAGUUAAAUCGACUUGCUUCUGGUAAUAGCCCCAAUAUUUCUGCCUGAUAAGAUGAUCUCAUUUCCCCUUACACACGGAAAUAACGAAUGUUCAAUAAAACAUAUAAUUUGACAAUUA
Messenger RNA from Grammomys surdaster, 4385 nucleotides. It is a transcript of the gene Card6, whose product is annotated as caspase recruitment domain family member 6. Gene Ontology annotation, biological process: regulation of apoptotic process. Bases 79 to 3444 code for a protein of 1121 amino acids. Lineage: Eukaryota; Metazoa; Chordata; Mammalia; Rodentia; Muridae. The record is from RefSeq and is a predicted model, not a curated record. The transcript is spliced from 4 exons.